Messenger RNA from Bursaphelenchus okinawaensis, 2040 nucleotides. Lineage: Eukaryota; Metazoa; Nematoda; Chromadorea; Rhabditida; Aphelenchoididae. The record is from the annotation of a GenBank genome assembly.
AUGGUCUAUCUAUCGCAGGCUUCGAUCAACGUGAUCUUUAGUAUUUUACAAGAGUUCGCUUUACAGCAAGUCGAAUGUAAUGCCAAUUGUGCUGUCCAUUUCACGUUGUUUGGUGAGUUUUUUAAUUUUUCGAUAUAAAAAUUGAUUUUCUGUUUUUUCUUUUUAAAUAUUUUUAAAAUUUCAGAAAGUACAAGCUCUAAUAAGAAAGUUACGCUGCACCAAACUGACUACUACGUCCCUAAACUCAACAACGAACUUCCACCAUCAUUGAGAACAACAUCGACGGGUGUUCAGUGUUCUAUUGACGUGAAUAUUAACACAGUAUUGCGAGGUCACAGUUAUCAUGAUUACGGGUUUCUCUACAUUAUGUUGCAGCUUGGGUAGGUCUACUUUUAUUAGAGAGGCUGGCUCAUAAAUACUUCUUUCAGCCAGUUUUGUAAUUCGAAGUUGCCAUGGCCGAACAUGGGGGAUAACACAUCAAUGAUAAGACCGGAAGUGCUGGAAGAGUGAGUUUUUUUAUCGUUUUUACUCAAAAACUGAAAUUCUGAAAAAUGAAAAAAAAAUUGAAAUUUUGAAAUUUUUUUUGAAUUUUUGUCGUUUUUAACUUUUAAAUUACAGUGAAUUUGCCAACAAGACAUUUUUCACGGAUGGAGUGUCAUCCAUGUUUAUAACGCGUUUUUGGAAUCAUCUCCACGUAUCAAUGUUACCAUCGGACCAUAAAAACUGGUAUACGGUUCCACUUCGUUUGACCAUCAACUUUUUCGACCAGUGCAGUGGGUUCUAUCGUUGGUACGACCCUGUAGAGACUGUGGUGGGUAUAAUAUAGCUUUUUACGGUGUUUGGCAGGCUGAAAUAUGACCUUUUACGGGGUUUGACAGGGCAUUUUGGUUUGAAAGAAGGGCGGAGGUUAGAAAAAGGAGAUUUAGAGGCAGGGAAGGAUAAAAAAAGGUGGGGUAUGGUAGGGUUGAAAACUACUGGAAAGUGAUUUUGGAUCUGUAAAAUGUCAUCGGUAAUCUGAUUAAGUAAAUUUUUUUUGAAUAUAAACUUUUUUUAGAUAACAUCACAGUAUACGCAUGACUUUUUCAAUAAAACUGAUGAGAAGUUUGCUUUAUGUUUCCAAACAAUGGAUGGUACUAACUAUACCCAGGGUUUUGAUUUGGUUAGUUUGUUUUGUUUGAAUUUUUUUUAUUUUUUGAGAUUUAAAUUUCAUUUUAAAAUUUUUUUUUGAACUUUUGUUUCCAGCUACAAAAUACGUUUAAAAUCAUGAUUUUCAGGAGGACAUUGAUUUGCUGAUGGAACACAAGUACAAAAGCAACAUUGCAAAUAUUCGUAGUAAGCACCCCGACCUAGCUUUCACUGUAGUCGCACAAUACCAGUACGAUGGUGCUGAUGAUAAGGACGACGAAGAAAUUGUGGAAUUUUGCGAAUAUUUUAUCCUGGAUUAUGAAUACGUGGAGCUGAUGGUUAUUUUUGUGGUGGCCGUGUUGAUAUACCUUACCGGACUAUGUUUAGUUUCAUUCAUGUGUCGACUUACAAUUAACCGAAUGUACCAAAAGUUAAGAGAGAGGAUGAGGCUGGUCGAGAAGGAGACGAUUUUGUAGGUUUUAGGGGAUGAAUUUUGAUGGGAGGCGUUGUUCUUGUGGCUAUUUUAAUCUAAUGCGGUUUAUGGUCAACUUUAUGUCGCAGUUUAUAAUAAUCUUCUUGUUUCUUUCUUAUCUUUAUUCGAAUACUUUUGCCAUUUUCAGAACACGCAAACAAUCGAAAAACGCAAAGUACAGUCGAACCGGUACCACCACCCCCACGGCCAAAGAACCGACCAGUGACAGAGACAACGAAGAUCCAUCUCGAAGAACCAACUACACAUUGGAAUCGAAGUACCAAGACCCAGAGACGGCCUAUUCAAGAGCAACCACCAUGGGAUCAAAUGAAACCAGAACUAGACAGACUAUGAUGGGAUCAAAUGAAACUAGGACCAGACCAACUACAAUGGGCCAGACUACUAUGGGUUAUGAUACGAGACCCACAACUACCGUAGGAUAG